This is a messenger RNA of Acinonyx jubatus (cheetah), 803 nucleotides long. Its product is annotated as small nuclear ribonucleoprotein F-like. Gene Ontology annotation, biological process: mRNA splicing, via spliceosome; spliceosomal snRNP assembly. The record is from RefSeq and is a predicted model, not a curated record. Lineage: Eukaryota; Metazoa; Chordata; Mammalia; Carnivora; Felidae. The transcript has a single exon. Gene Ontology annotation, molecular function: RNA binding. The coding region runs from base 251 to 631 and encodes 126 amino acids. Gene Ontology annotation, cellular component: U1 snRNP; catalytic step 2 spliceosome.
AUGAUCUCGUGGUUCCUGAGUUUGAGCCUGGUUUUGGGCUCUGUGCUGACAGCCUGGAGCCUGGAGCCUGCUUUGGAUUCUGUGUCUCUCUCUCUGCCCCUCCCCACCAAAACUAAAUAAACAUUAAAAUUUUUUUAAAUAAAGAAAACUGCCUUCUGUUAAAUCAUACCAAACAUGUUUGAAUUUAUUAUUUUUUUUUGUAGAAAUUAAGAAAGUGAAAGCAAAUGUGCCUGCUGUAACUACUCCAGUCAUGAGGGACAGACAGCAAGCAGUUCAGCUUGUGGCAAGUAGCCUGCAGCAUUUGAUUGUAGUCGCCAUGAGUUUGCCCCUAAAUCCCAAAACCUUCCUGAAAGGAUUAACAGGAAAGCCAGUAAUGACAAAACUCAAGUCCAGAAUGGAGUACAAAGACCACCUGGUAUCUGCAGACGGCUAUAUGAACAUGGAGCUCGCAAAUGCAGAAAAAUACAUAGAUGGAUCAUCGUCUGGACAUUUCAGUCAAGUUAUAACAGGGUGUAAUAAUGUCCUUCAUAUCAGGGGUGUUGAAGAAGAGGAAGAAGAUGGGGAAAUGCGAGAAUUGCAGCUUUUGUGGGAAUUUUUUUUUUUUAAAUACAUAUUUCUAGACGAUAAAUAGGUUUUUUUUUCCCCUUUGGACAUCAAUGCAAGAUAUUUCCUGAAAGUAAAUGCAAGAUAUGUAAGUCUAAAUCACAUCUUGGGAAACUGAGUAAUUUUCAGCAAAGUAUCAGCCACGUGACCAUGAUAGCUUAGAUCUGCCUUUUGUCUAAACUAUCUACUCAGAAGUUUCU